Molecule: messenger RNA, 5412 nt
Organism: Dunckerocampus dactyliophorus (ringed pipefish)
Lineage: Eukaryota; Metazoa; Chordata; Actinopteri; Syngnathiformes; Syngnathidae
Gene: slc1a2b
Product: solute carrier family 1 member 2b
Exons: 11
Coding region: 252-1991 (579 amino acids)
Biological process (GO): L-glutamate transmembrane transport
Cellular component (GO): plasma membrane
Molecular function (GO): L-glutamate transmembrane transporter activity; glutamate:sodium symporter activity; neutral L-amino acid transmembrane transporter activity
Source: RefSeq, a predicted model, not a curated record
GCAGGUGGCCCCAACAGUGACUUGGUCAGUGGUCUGGUCUGAGUGGACUUCUCCUCUGUGGGUGCUUAGGAAGAGUUGAUGGACAUCUGAGAGCUCCCAUAGCAGACCUCUGGUGUCUACCCGCCAAGAGCCAUACUUGGGAACCUAUCAUCUGCUGCUAGAUAUUUUUUCUUUUUUCAAUGGAGGAUUUGAGAUGUUCCUGAAACUGAUGCACUACUGAAUACCAAAGUCUGGAGAAGUGAUCCUGGUCAAUGUACAUCGCUCUUACCUCAACAUCACAUGAAAUGAAUGCCAACAGUAUGCCUAAACAAGUGGAGGUGAGGAUGCAUGAGAGUCACCUGGAGCCCAUAGAGGCCCGGCCUCAGUCCAAAUGUGCCAGACUGUGUUCCAAGAUGUUCAAGAACCUUCUGCUAACUCUCACCGUCCUUGGUGUGAUCUUAGGGGCAGUGUCAGGGAUGUUGCUUCGUGUUGCCUCCCCAAUUCACCCAGACAUUGUCAUGGUGAUUGCCUUUCCUGGAGAUAUCCUCAUGAGGAUGCUGAAGAUGCUGAUCCUGCCUCUUAUCAUCUCUAGUUUAAUCACAGGUCUGGCGGGUUUGGAUGCAAAAUCUAGUGGCCGUCUGGGAACCAGGGCGAUGGUCUACUACAUGAGCACCACCAUUAUUGCCGCCAUCUUGGGAGUCAUCCUGGUGUUAGUCAUCCAUCCAGGCAACCCCAAACUGAAGGAGAAUCUGGGAGAGGGCGAGAAAAAUGAUGAUGUGUCCAGCUUGGAUGCCUUUUUUGAUUUAAUCAGGAACCUGUUCCCCGAGAACCUGGUGCAGGCUUGUUUCCAACAGAUCCAGACGGUGACUAAGAAGGUGGAAGUGGUUGUCGAGGAGAAUGUUAAUGCCACCACCAUGGAGGGCCUACUGGCUAAUAUUACCAAGGAGCCUCAGUUUGUCGUCAAAAAGUCCUUGCAGUUCAAGAGUGGCAUGAAUGUUCUGGGUCUGAUUGGUUUCUUUAUUGCCUUUGGCAUCUGCAUGGGCAAGAUGGGCGAGAGGGCCAGAAUGAUGAUUGAUUUCUUCAACAUCCUCAAUGAGAUUGUGAUGAAACUUGUCAUCAUGAUCAUGUGGUAUUCUCCCUUUGGUAUUGCUUGCCUGAUCUGUGGUAAGAUCAUCUCCAUCAAAGACUUGGAGGUGGUGGGCAGGCAACUGGGCAUGUACAUGGUCACUGUGAUCAUUGGCCUCAUCAUUCACGGAGCUAUCUUCCUGCCCAGCAUCUAUUUUGUUAUUGUCAGGAAGAAUCCCUUCAAAUUCUUCUUGGGAAUAUUCCAGGCCUGGAUCACUGCCCUGGGAACUGCCUCAAGUGCUGGCACCCUACCUGUCACUUUCCGCUGUCUGGAGGAGAAUUUAGGAAUUGACAAAAGAGUCACUCGGUUCGUGCUUCCAGUCGGUGCCACCAUCAACAUGGACGGAACUGCUCUGUACGAGGCCGUGGCUGCCAUCUUUAUUGCCCAGAUGAACGGUGUCCACCUGGACCCUGGUCAGAUUGUCACUGUCAGUCUCACAGCCACAUUGGCCAGUGUUGGAGCUGCCAGUAUUCCCAGUGCUGGGCUGGUGACGAUGCUUUUGAUCCUGACCGCUGUGGGGCUGCCAACCCAGGACAUCAGUCUGCUGGUUGCUGUUGACUGGCUGCUGGACCGGUUCAGGACCUCUGUGAAUGUGGUUGGGGACUCCUACGGUGCAGGCAUCGUGUACCACAUGUCCAAGGCAGAGCUCGAAGAGCUGGAUGCGCACACGGCUAAAUCAGACGACAUCGAAAUGAUGACAAAGACCCAGUCUUAUUACGACGACAUGAAGAACCACCACGAAAACAAUUCCAACCAGUGCGUCUUAACGCCUACCGCAAAUGCUAACACUUCUGUUGUAGUAGAUGAAUGCAAGGUAACCUCAGCCACAAACGGCUCUGCUGCGGAGUGCACGCUUGUUGAGGAGGAACCAUGGAAACAGGAAUAAUGGCAGCAAAGUGAUCCCCUGCUCCUGGGCUCCUCAAGCUUUCCUAUCUGGUGAAAAAGGAGUGAAUGAAAAAAAAUGUCAUAUGAACAGAACUACUAAUUGUUUAUAAUGUAGGCUAGUUUUCAUUUUUAGUAGUCCCUAAGAUGUUUUUGUAACUGUCUCCCUGACUGAUAUGUACGACUACGACUAAUUCACUUAACCGUGAAAUUAUAACAAAGGUACACGCUGCCUGUUAGAGCACAAUUAUGUCCUUAAUAGCAGACUUGCACAACAUACUCAAAGGCCGAGGGAGGGAAGGAAGAGAAAACAAUACAUUGCUUAGUAUACACUAUUUCUAGCAAUACGUUCCACGUCUGCAUUUACACAAUGCUCAAACCUGGGAGCAUUUAAUAGGGGAGGAAAUUGUCAUGGCGACCAUUUCCUUGCGUCGCUUCUUUUUUAGCACCAUCACAAGCACACCUGCUAAGAUCCUAACAAGUCAGAAUGCACCUGGCUGCAUAUAACCUAAUAUUACCCAGAAUUCCUGUGAAGCCACAAAUGCCGAGCCGCAUAUGAGAAUAUUCACUGGAACAUUUAAGCACAAAUUACACCAUGGAGCCAAUUUUAUGCCUCUAUGUGUUUUCUUGUUUACUCUAGAAAAGGGACGUUUUUCUCCUGUGUUCGACAUAAAACCUUUAGACGUGUGUGUGUGUGUGUGUGCGUGUGUGUGUGUGAGAGAGAAAGAGAGUUGGGAAUAUGAACAAGUGAGUUACUGGGACCAAACGGGCAGGUAAAAUGGACUCAUAAAGUCCGCAAACUGCCACCGUCACAUCACAGGUGACACAUUGUCUACAUGAAUACAAUCAAUACUUCCUCUAAAGCCCUCAUAUUUAAAACAAAGCUGGUCACUGCCCACAAUGAUAUAGGGAUACCAAUCAAGACGGACGGGUGUAAAUCCAUUAUGGCACAAACUAGAAAUGAUUUGAAGCACAAUUGACUUGGCACAAAAAUACCGAUGAGCCAAAAUCAUGCGCAUAUUUGGUUCCAGGAGCUGCAACUGUUCUCAGGCCUUUAUGUUUGCUUGUUGAUGUUUCCUUCCUCACAUUAAGAAAAUAGACACUAGCACAACAUAUCAAAUAUUUGAUUAUGAAAACAUAGUGCAAAUUGCUCAUUUUAAAAGGCAAGUAUAUUAACGUUGGCACAUACCUGUACAAAGAGCAUACGUGUAUGGCAUUCCGCCGGUUGACUGAUCCUCCACUUGCGUAUGGCAUUAAAGGCUAAAUCAAGUUCUGUGGGGGCACAGAGAUGAGAGUAAAGUGCUAAAGUGAGCAGCAUUCGGCUGUCAGAUGGAAUUUAUAACAUGCACAAAUAGAGACAGACCACAGAUAUUUAUACUCAGCCUUGAGGAGCCUUGCAAGAUUCUUGUUUUGCCAGAUGUACAAAGGCAAACAGUUCCGUAUUUUUAUCCACCAGAGCUCAAGACUGUUUCUACAAACCCUCGAUGCUGCAGCUGUGUGCCCAUAUCCAAGAUUUCACUCAUAGCAGGACAGGGGACACUUACAGUAUAUUUGACUAAAAUCCCGUAAUAAAAUCCACUCUUGUACAAACUCCAACACAAACGGACGUGUGCGCGUCUUCAGUCCGUGUGAGUGACGAUUCUGUGAUUUCUUCCUCGGUGUUGUGUCUUUCCUGUCUUGUUUCUCUUCAUUUGUGCUUGAUGACAACCUUGACUUGAAGAUGUUUGCGUCACACCGAUCGGAAAGACAAAUGCAUGCGAGAGCAACAAUAGAAACGCUAACACGGUCCAGUAAAGUUCCUGAAGCGCACGCUCGGAUCAGUCAUCGUAACAGGCUUCUAUAGCGCACGUUUGGUGUGCACAUUUGCAUAUUAAUACACUCAGAGGUUCAAGGUGACAGCAUGCUGAAGAGCACAUAACACGCCCUUAUGACCUUCAGGAACAAAGUCUCUCCGAUGAGGAGACCAUUGAACACCGUUAUGAUGAGAGUUGGACCACUGUUACGUUCAAACUCGCUAUUUUAGAAGCAUGAGUUAUAUAAAAUACAACUUUUUUUUUUGCACCACUAUCUUAAAAGCAUGAUAUUUGAAGUGCCUCCUUGCACUUUUGUGUAUAUAUUGUAGUCAACAGUGUUUUGUUGUUGUUUGCUGGAUUUCAUCUUUUUUUUCUUUCCCUUUUGGGGGAGUGUUGAAACGGUUUGUAGGACUAUAGUUUGAUCGCUGUUACAUUUUACACCUAAUCCUUUAGAAAAUAUAUCAUAUACGUCCCGAGUAGAGCUAGAUUAGACAAAUUGCAGGAAAUUGUGUAACAAACUGCUUGUUUAUUCUUUUUUGUAUUCUCUAAUAAUUGUCAACUAGCUGCUUUACUUAUCUGUCACUCAACAAUAUACAGUAUAAAUAUCUUUUUUGUAUCUAAUGUAAGCCUUUUGAAUGUUUGUUCAAUGAUGAUAAGCAGUGUGCAUUCAUACCAUUGUAUAUACAUAGAUAUAUAAAUGUUCUGUUCCGUGGCAAUACAGAAUAUCCUGAAGCACAAACAUUUGCAUGAGGAGGAAAAACAACAAGAGGGUGCGAACGAGAGUAAGAGAGCGAGGGAGGAAGCGUUCCCGGUCUGUCAGAAGGGGCCAACAUGACUUACUUUUGGUGUGAGAAAAGUUGUGGAAAAGAAGGUAGAAAUUUGCCCUGUACGUAGGCUGGAGUGAACGAACAAAUGCCACAUUUUCAAAUAUCACUUUAUAGCAUUCAGCAAAAUUCCUCAGGUGAAUCAUCUGUUAUAUCUGUUCCAUGACGAAGAACAGCCUUCUCUCAUAUAUAGGCAUCGCAAAGGUAUCUGACCUGGUGCUUGGAUAGUAGCAUUAUCACCACACUGCUUUUCGGUUCUUUGUUAAAGUGCCACAUCACCACCACACAUGCAACCUAUAGCCAGACUCUGUCAUGCCUUCAGCAUCCAACAUAUCCCAGAGUGAACCUGCCUUUACCCGCUUGCCUUUUUUCACAUUGUACGCAAUGCACAAUAUGCACAAAAAGCCACCUGAUACUUGCUGAGCUAAGGUACUGCUAGGAACGGAAACAACACUCCAGUUAAGAGCCAGUACGUCCAUCUCCACACUCGUAUUUCUAUUGAAAUGCGUCUUUUCUGAAAGGAAGCCCUUGAAUGGAGGUAACCAACCUGUCGACAAGAACUUGCCUUCCUGAUCUUACUUUUCGAGGCCUUCCCUUCUUUGUAAAGCUUUUGCUGUUAUUUUGAUGUAAAGGCAGAAAGUACGUGUGAGGGAGACAUCGAGAAAAAGACACAAAAAAAAAAAUACAUGAAUUCUUUCCUCGAUAUUAUGCUAUACAUAAAAAAAAAUCUUGUUUCUACAUAUCUAAAUGUGCUGUACCUUUGAUGUACAUAUACAAAUAUCACUAAUAAAUGUUGAUUCAUAACUAA